UUCAGUUGGAGGGAAGUUUCAUCAGAAAUUAUAUUAUGAAAUGUAUACUUAUUAACUAUUUUUGGCGAUUUCGAUCACAAAAAAAUAUUUUAACUACGCCAUCAAUUUGUGCACUUUAAAAGAUGAGCCAGUAGCUGUUCUGAACUUUACGAGUAGUUUGCCAGCAAGGUUGCAAAACAAAGCAUUCCUGCAUAGUUUGAAAGAAGAUAAUUGAUAAUGAGCAGUAUAGAAAUAAAGUUUAAUGGAGGAAAUGAAAGCCAGAAGAUAUUCAUACCCUCAAGCACGGGCAAGAAACGAAUACAUUUGGUAUUUACAAAAUCUACCACAGAACCACCUAGAAAUGAUAAAACUAUAGACAAGAUAGAGACUUUAAUUAUUGGGGAAAAGAUAUGGUAUAGUUGUAAAGUAUGUGAUGCAAGAUUUACGUUACUUCACUCAGCUCGAAAUCAUGUCAGAUUGCAGCAUGUUGCACAAAAGAAGUUUCUUUGCAGUUUAUGUGGUAAGGGUUAUAUAACUACAAAAGAGUAUGAGAAACAUAUGAUGGUACAUGCUGAAAGGCCUUAUCAAUGUGAAAUGUGUAGACGGAGGUUUGAUACUGAAGAAAAAUUGAAAAUUCACUUUGAAGGUCAGCAUGCCAAUAGGCCUCGUAAUUUUCAGUGUGGAAAUUGUCAUAAACUAUUUUUAACAAUGCAACAUCUUAAAGAGCACAUUUUGAUUCAUUCUGAUGAAAAGAAUUUUACGUGUGAGAUCUGUUACAAGAGCUUUUUUCGGGAGACCUCCUAUAAACUCCAUAAAAAAACACACCUUAUUGGACCUUUCCCAUGUAAGAUUUGUAAAAAAGAGUUUAAAUAUGAAAAAACUUUACAGACACAUAUUAAUUUCAAACACAUAGACAAGAUAAUUGUACCAGAGACAACUGAAAAUAUCUCAGAGUCAGGAGACGGGAAUACUUCAGAAAAAUUGAAAGAAUAUACUGCAACUGAAAAUGUCACAGAUGUGGAUCCCGGAAGAGAAGAGAAAAAUGACGAAGAUAGAAGAAUUGAAAUGGAUGUAGCAGAUGAAAGUAAAACUAAAGAAAAUAUGUUUGAUGAAAAUUCCAAGGGAGAUUCUGAUAAGUUAGAAACACUGAAUAAAGCUGAAGACGAUACAAUAAAAGUCAAAGAAGAAAAAGAAGAAGUGUUGUUCCGUACCAGACAGACAAAUUUCACAUGUGAGGAGUGUGGAAAAGUUUUCAAUAGGAAAGACAACCUGAAAAACCACAUGCGUUUACACUCAGGUGCAAAGCCAUUUGUAUGUACCAUUUGUAACAAGAGCUUCCGUCAAUCUGCACACCUUUAUCGUCAUACAAAAUCCCAUACUGGGGAGAGAAAUGAAAUCUGCACAAUCUGCGGUAAGGCAUUCUUUCGUCCUGAACAUCUACGUAAACAUCAACUGCAGCACCUGCCUCCAGAGCAAAAACCUUUCAAUUUCUGUGAACUUUGUGGAAAAAAUGUCAUUAAUAUGAGGAGACAUAUAAGGAGGAUUCAUGAAGAAGGAAAAUCAUUUUUUUGUUUUGAUUGUAAACAGAAAUUUAGAUUUGAGGAAAACUACAAAAACCAUGUAGUACAUGGACAACAUAUAAAAGAGAGCCAUAUGAGAAGAACUUGCCCUAUCUGUCAUAAUGUCUUCUGCAAGCCGGCAGGUGUCAGAAGACACUUGAGAAAUGUCCAUGGACAGGAUGGAACUGUCAAACCAUAUACCUGUUCAGUUUGUCAAAAAGGCUUUGAGGAUCAGCAGGCAUUCCAAAAACAUGUUGUCAAAGGUCAUGGGUUACUGGGUCAAGUUAAAAGAGCGAAGAAGCCUCUAAAGAGACCAUCACCUGAUGAAAGUGAAAGUAGUACAGAUAAUGACAGUGAGGAUGAGGAAGUGAUGGAAGAGCAAAUGGUUGUAGAAGAAGCUGUUACUGAUACUUUUGAUGUAUUAGAAUAUAUAUAGAUCAAAAUAUUCAUUUGUAUACAUGUGGUUUAGAUUUUGGUUUUUGAUUUUGUUUAUCUACAUUUUAGUAAACUAUUAUUUAAGUGAAUCUGUUAGUGAAAUAUUUGUUUGAUUGGAAGUGUCAUGAGAUAAAAAGAGUUGUAAAAAAAAAUGAAAAACACCCAAAAUUGUGAUUUAUUUUUAGACAAGUCAUAAAAGAGAAUUUUUAUAAUCUGAGUAUCUUAAGACCUAUAAAACCCAUAAUUUAGAAUUUUUAUUUACCAAAAAAUGCAUUGAAUAUGAUAAUGAAAAAAGUUCAAAACCCACCAUAUUCAGAUAAAAAAAAUAAAUUUCAAGUAUAAUUUAAAGAAAAAGGUUGGGUUUCAAAAAGUAUUGGUUCAGCACCAGUAACCAUCAGUAAUUAAUUUCUGAGACCCAGAGUUUAGCAUGCAAUACAGGAUGGACUGUGUUUAAACAGAAUACCUCUUUUAACUUCUGACUAAUAUCAUGAAUAUGUAAAUUUUAUUUGUAUAGGUUCUGUUCUGUUAAAUUUGAUAAUGUAGAUCCAGGGUUCACCACAGAAUGAAAUUCAAGGGUGGGGGAGAAAGUUCAUCAAAUCAGAGAUUGUGUGUUGCAUUGUCGAAUUGUUUCCAGUUGCGCACAAAUUGUUAAUUAUAUGCCUUACAAGUUAUAUGCCUUACAAGUAUUUGUUAUAUAUAGCUAUAGCUAAUUUGGAAAGGGGGGUCUCACAUACAUUUUGUAGUUAGUCUUAUUUAUUAUUAGUGGUCAACGAACUUGUAGGAACAUAUAUAUAUAUUUAACAGGGAGAAGUAAACACCUAAUGUGGCUUCCUAGAUUGCAGGGAUAUUAAAGUGAGGAAUCCACAUAUAACAUUGCUUUUCAUGUAAUAAAGUAUGCAUUAUAUAAUUUUAUUAUUUUAAAUAGAUUUCUGACCAAUUUAGAUUUAAUUUAAAUUGUCUUAUGGAAAACCACAUGGUAAAAAAGAUAAAGAAAUUAAUAAUAAAAUAAAUAACAUAUUUA
This is a messenger RNA of Mytilus californianus (California mussel), 2994 nucleotides long. Its product is annotated as zinc finger protein 184-like. Gene Ontology annotation, cellular component: nucleus. The record is from RefSeq and is a predicted model, not a curated record. The transcript is spliced from 2 exons. Bases 217 to 1974 code for a protein of 585 amino acids. Lineage: Eukaryota; Metazoa; Mollusca; Bivalvia; Mytilida; Mytilidae.